Athalia rosae (coleseed sawfly) is the source of this 1185-nucleotide messenger RNA. It is a transcript of the gene eIF3i, whose product is annotated as eukaryotic translation initiation factor 3 subunit I. Gene Ontology annotation, cellular component: eukaryotic translation initiation factor 3 complex, eIF3m; cytoplasm. The record is from RefSeq and is a predicted model, not a curated record. The transcript has 5 exons. Gene Ontology annotation, biological process: cytoplasmic translational initiation. Bases 145 to 1128 code for a protein of 327 amino acids. NCBI's taxonomy places the organism in Eukaryota, Metazoa, Arthropoda, Insecta, Hymenoptera, Athaliidae. Gene Ontology annotation, molecular function: translation initiation factor activity; protein binding; RNA binding.
CACCGUACCUUCGAACUCUUUUAGUGCACGGUUCUUUUCAGUCCAUCCUCCUUGCUUACCCCGUGCGUUUAUCGUCGUGUGGCCUGUCCCAGGCUCGUUUUGCAAAUAAUAUUAAGGUGCUGAUGCAAUAAUUAUCUUCACAAAAUGAAGCCGAUAAUGUUGCAUGGGCACGAGCGUGCUAUAACAAAAAUCAAGUACAACAGGGAAGGCGAUCUUUUAUUCUCUGCUAGUAAAGACAAGCAACCUAAUGUCUGGUACUCUCUCAACGGAGAACGUCUUGGGACUUUCGAUGGCCACAAUGGUUCAGUGUGGUGCAUUGAUGUAAACUGGGACACUACCAGAUUCAUGUCUGGCAGUGGUGACAACUCACUUCGUAUAUGGGAUUGUCAGACAGGAAAGGAAGUUGGCAAUUUGGAGACCAAGAGCUCUGUAAGAACUUGCAACUUCAGUUAUUCCUCCAAUCUGGCAGUCUAUUCCACAGACAAGACCUUGGGAUACCAGUGCGAGAUGUUCAUCAUUGAUACACGAAUAACUGAUACUACCACUUUGUCCCAGAAUGAUGCAAUUCGCAAAAUGUCCAUCAAUGGUCCACGUAUUUCAGCUAUAUUGUGGGGUGCUUUAGAUGAAUCUAUCAUCACUGGUCAUGAAGAUGGUGAAAUUAAUUUGUGGGACAUGAGAACCGGUAAGAUGGAAACUACAACAAAAGGCCAUAAGAGUCAGAUCAAUGAUAUGCAGACAAACAAGGAUGGGACAAUGUUCGUGACUGCGUCAAGAGAUCACACGGCCAAACUUUUUGACAGUGAGUCACUCGUUUGUCUCAAGACUUACAAAACUGAGAGGCCCGUCAACUCUGCAACUAUAUCUCCGAUCCUUGAUCACGUCGUCCUUGGUGGAGGUCAGGAUGCUAUGGACGUAACGACUACCUCUGCCCGCCACGGAAAGUUUGAUUCUCGAUUUUUCCACCUUGUAUUUGAAGAGGAGUUUGCUCGGCUAAAAGGUCAUUUUGGACCCAUUAAUUCUCUGGCGUUCCAUCCUAAUGGACGCAGCUUUUCCACAGGAGGAGAGGAUGGAUAUAUUCGUAUUAAUACAUUUGACCAGUCGUACUUUGAUUUCCAUUUUGAAUACUAAAUAAUUUUUAUGUGUAUUGUACCGAAUAUAUCAAAUAAAAAGAUGUCACACCAUAAA